AAAUGUGAGCAGCACCAAUCCCUUACACACUUCCUUGUUUUAUGUCAUAUACAUUAUUAUCAGAAAAGCUGCGAGAAUGUAAAGCUCAUAAUACAAACACACAGGACAGGAGGCAGACGCUUUAUUGUGUCACUAUCAGCAUGGCGCUGGGAGUGGGGACAACACUUCUGCUGGCUACUGGAGUCACUCUUCUAAUUUACCUUGUGUCAUGGUGGAGAAGGAUAAAGCAGAGUAAUCUCCCCCCAGGGCCCACACCUCUGCCUCUCCUGGGAAAUGUAAUGCACCUCAGCAUCUCAGAAGUGCCCAAAUCUUUAGUAAAGAUAAGUGAGACCUAUGGACCUGUGUACACCUGCUACCUGGCCAACAUGCCGGUGGUUGUUCUGGUUGGAUAUGAUGCGGUGAAGGAGGCAUUGGUGGAUCACAGUGAUGUGUUCAGCAACAGGGGAGAGUUCAAACUGCUCACUAUGUUAUUCAAAAAUUAUGGGAUUGUCAUGAGUAAUGGAGAAAGAUGGAAGACGAUGAGACGCUUCUCUUUAAUGACUUUGAGAAAUUUUGGAAUGGGGAAGAGAAGUAUUGAGGAGAGGAUUCAGGAAGAGGCUGAAAACCUGAGAGAGCAAUUCAUGAAAGAAAAAGACGCUCCAUUUGACCCAACAUAUCUGCUGGGAUUAGCCGUCUCCAAUGUCAUCUGCUCAGUUGUGUUCGGAAAGAGAUAUGACUAUGAGGACAAGAAGUUUAUGACCCUUCUGGAAUAUAUCAGAGAGAUCUUUGGAACUAUGAACUCCAUAUCCGGUCAGAUCCUGGGAAUUUUCCCAAAAUUGAUGAGCAAACUUCCUGGACCCCAUCAGAAAAUGUUUAUACUUUUUGAAAAGUUGAGUUCAUUUGUAAGGGAAACAGUGAAGUCCCACCGAGAGGUUCUGGAUGAGAACAAUCCACAGGACUUCAUAGACUGUUUCCUCAUAAAGAUGGAGGAGGAGAAACAGAACCCAAAUACAGAAUUUCAUGAGGAAAACCUAUUGGGAUCAGUCUUUGACUUGUUCUUUGCUGGUGCAGAGACUACAAGUAGUACUCUGAGAUAUGCUUUCCUGAUAAUGCUGAAACACCCAGAGAUACAAGAAAAAGUCCAGCAGGAGAUUGACACAGUGAUUGGACAAGAUCGCCUUCCAUCUGUGGAAGACAGGAGCAAGAUGCCAUAUACAGAUGCUGUUAUAUAUGAGAUCCAGAGAUUUGCUGAUAUUUUACCUGCAGGAUUAGUACAUAGUGCUAGCAAAGACACCACCUUCCGAGGAUACCACAUUCCCAAGAACACUUUGGUGGCUCCUAUACUAACAUCGGUUUUGAAAGACCCUAAAUGGUUUAAGAACCCAACUCAGUUUGACCCAGAGCACUUUCUUGAUGAGAACGGGGCCUUUAAGAAGAAUGAUGCCUUCAUGCCAUUUUCUGCAGGUAAACGCAUUUGUGCAGGAGAAGGUCUGGCUCGUAUGGAACUCUUCUUGUUUUUUACUACUAUACUACAAAGAUUUACUUUAAAACCUACAGUGGACAGGAAGGACCUAGAGAUCACCCCAGAACCCAAAACCAAUGCUUCAAAAGCUCGGAAAUAUAAGAUGUUUGCCGUCCCUCGGUGAAAUACUCAAAUCCCCCGGCGGAAUUCAAAU
Messenger RNA from Rana temporaria (common frog), 1655 nucleotides. RefSeq names its product cytochrome P450 2G1-like. Gene Ontology annotation, biological process: xenobiotic metabolic process. Lineage: Eukaryota; Metazoa; Chordata; Amphibia; Anura; Ranidae. The transcript is spliced from 9 exons. Gene Ontology annotation, cellular component: intracellular membrane-bounded organelle; cytoplasm. Gene Ontology annotation, molecular function: oxidoreductase activity, acting on paired donors, with incorporation or reduction of molecular oxygen, reduced flavin or flavoprotein as one donor, and incorporation of one atom of oxygen; iron ion binding; heme binding. The record is from RefSeq and is a predicted model, not a curated record. The coding region runs from base 42 to 1625 and encodes 527 amino acids.